Apiotrichum porosum is the source of this 960-nucleotide messenger RNA. It is a transcript of the gene ANT2, whose product is annotated as ADP,ATP carrier protein 2, mitochondrial. The record is from RefSeq and is a predicted model, not a curated record. Gene Ontology annotation, cellular component: mitochondrial inner membrane. Gene Ontology annotation, biological process: mitochondrial ATP transmembrane transport; mitochondrial ADP transmembrane transport. The transcript is spliced from 2 exons. Gene Ontology annotation, molecular function: ATP:ADP antiporter activity. Lineage: Eukaryota; Fungi; Basidiomycota; Tremellomycetes; Trichosporonales; Trichosporonaceae. The coding region runs from base 1 to 960 and encodes 319 amino acids.
AUGACUGCCACGCCAGCCAACACACCCAAGAAGGGUUUCCUCGUCGACUUUAUGAUGGGCGGUGUCGCCGCUGCCGUCUCCAAGACUGCCGCUGCGCCCAUUGAGCGUGUCAAGCUCCUCCUCCAGAACCAGGACGAAAUGGUCAAGUCUGGCCGUCUCUCCACCCCUUACAAGGGCAUUGGGGAUUGUUUCCGCCGUGUCGUCCACGACGAAGGUGUCCGCUCGCUGUGGCGCAGCAACGGCACCAACGUCCUUCGCUACUUCCCUACCCAAGCUCUCAACUUUGCGUUCAAAGACUACUUUAAGCGCGCCUUCAAGUUCAACCGCGAACAGGGCGGCUACGCCAAAGUGUUUGCAGGCAACAUUGCUUCGGGCGGUAUGGCCGGUGUCGCCUCGUCUCUGUUCACCUACUCGCUCGACUAUGCGCGUACGCGUCUUGCCAACGAUGCCCGCGGCACCGUCACCAAGGGCUCCAACGCUGCUGCAGCUCCUCGUCGACAGUUUACCGGCAUGGUGGACGUGUACCGCCAGACACUCGCCACGGACGGCAUUCAAGGCCUGUACCGUGGCUUUGGCAUUUCGUCAGUCGGCAUCUUCAUCUACCGCGGCUUCUACUUUGGUCUCUACGAUACGCUCAAGCUUGCCCUCCCGGCCUCUUCCCGUGACAACUUUCUAGCCCAACUCGCCCUCGGCUGGGGUGUGACCAACGUCGCCUCGUUCCUCUCGUACCCGAUCGACACGGUCCGCCGCCGGAUGAUGAUGACGUCGGGCGAAGCGGUAAAGUACACUUCGUCGAUGGAAUGUAUGCGCCAGAUUGUCGCUGCCGAGGGCGCCAAGAGCCUGUUCAAGGGUGCUGGUGCGAACAUCCUGCGCGCCAUCGCCAGCGCUGGCGUCCUUGCUGGAUAUGACCAGCUUCAGCUCUUCUUCUUUGGAAAAGCUUACAAGGGCGGCUCUGGGUAG